Lottia gigantea (owl limpet) is the source of this 327-nucleotide messenger RNA. RefSeq lists its product as hypothetical. Gene Ontology annotation, cellular component: mitochondrion. Gene Ontology annotation, molecular function: hydro-lyase activity. The record is from RefSeq and is a predicted model, not a curated record. NCBI's taxonomy places the organism in Eukaryota, Metazoa, Mollusca, Gastropoda, Lottiidae. The transcript has 4 exons. The annotation marks the transcript as partial.
GAAAUGCUUUUCACCGCCAAACCUAUUAGUGCUCAAGAUGCUCUAUUAUAUGGUCUAGUUAACAAAGUUGUUCCCCAUGAAGAAGUUGAAAGCGAGACGUUGAAAAUGGCGAAAGAAAUCUGUGAAUAUAGUAAAAGUGUUAUAGCCCUGGGGAAAGUUAGUUUUAAUGAACAAAUGAAACUGGAGAGAAAAGCUGCCUACCAGUUAACUGAAAAAAUUAUGAGUAGCAACCUACAGCUUCGAGAUGGUGACGAGGGCAUCAAGUCUUUCAUUGAAAAACGUAAACCAUCAUGGAAUCACGGAAUUGAUGGUGCAUUUCGCCAGUAA